CUUUGAUGUAGAAGAUGCCAAUCGCCUACAAUUGUAUACCCGCUUGAGACCUUGUUGCAGUUGCGACCAGGCAACUCUCUCCAACAUCGCACUCCAAGGAAUAGCUUGUCUUUUAUAGGGACACGGAUAAGAUGACUGUGGUUGCAUGGUUACAUUCGGGUGUGUGACUCUCAGAGCGUCACCUAAUUCCUUCAGUUGGAAUUUUGUAGUGUCGGCGAAUGCCAGAGGCCCUGGCCUUUAUCUAGGUAUGCAGGUUCAGGAUGAAGAGAGUCCACUGGAAUUGCGGCAGCCAUAUGGCCGUCCGGAGGAACUGAGAGGAGGCGGCCGCGAUGACAGCUCAUCAUUAUUCCUGACGUCCUCAGAAGAAAGCAACGCAACAGAGGCUUGGGACGAUGCGCCUGGACCUGCUGGCAACAGCCGAAUGCCUGUCCAGCAGGAUGCCUUGUCAUCGGUUGGCGCGCAGGUUCUUCAAUACAGCUCGUAUCCAACUAUUUUACAUGGAUCCAGCAGCUCUAUCGCCGGUGCCCUGGCAGCGACGUCGGGGACGUCCCUUUCAUCCACGUUGCAACAUCGCGCGCGUCCUCGGCUCUGGCGUCUCUUUCCACGAUGCAUCCGGGCGACAAAUGAAGAGGUCUGCAUCGCCGCUGAGGUCACCUUGGGCGUGGCACCUUCAGAGUGCACUGUCACAGCAGUUAAAGGCAACCGCCCGCUCCCUGUUCGCCUUGACUUCCUGAGCGACCGCCAGGCAACCGGCGAAGACACCGACCAGCCAAAUCGCCAAGCUCGCGGCCCGGGAGCAGCUGCUGCGCGCCGCAACGCUGCAAGGAUAGCCCGCCACAUGCUCCGUCCACAGCGCCCUGACAGCGAGCUGGUCCUCAUGUGGCUAACGCCUGGCACAGCACCGGGAUUAGUUUGGAUUGAGCUUCACGCCCACAUGCCAGUGACAGCUCUUCCGAGCAAUGAUGGGGCUGACCCGUUGCGCGUUGGGGGCAGUCUACCACAUUCUGUGUCAGCAAACAUGCUGCUGUUUGCCCCGGCAGCGCAGCCGCCUGGCGUGGGCGCCGGCUCGGGCGGCAGUGCUAGCUUAAGCGCUGCUGAUGAAGGCAAUUCGGUAUCCCUCAGCGGCCUUGGAGCAGCCGGCGGCUCCCAGACGUUCGGGCUUGCGGUACGACCGCUCCACCAUGCGUUGACAACGCCCUCCCUGUCCCGCACCAGGGUACUGGCGUCAAGAGCAGGAUACCUCCCACCGCGCGCAGCGGAUGCUGCGGCUGCCAGCAGCAGUGGCGGUGCCGCUGAAGGCAAUAACAGCAGCCACAGCUCAGGUGCCGUGUCUUCGGGCCCGCUGUCGCUGGUCAUCGUACCGGAUGCGGAUAUGGAGACUGAGAUUGGCGAGCUGCUGGCACAGCAGCACCAGCAGACCCCGCUGCCGGUGUCAAGCAGCUCGGAGCAGCUGCUGCUGCCUGAGCAAAGUGACCCGCCGUCAGCGUCUCCUGCUGCCGCCGCCGCUGCGGUUGGCAUUGGCGGCCCCGCAUCAGGAUCAGGAGCGACGGUCCUGGCCAGCGACGCUGCCAUUCGCUACCCUGCUGCUGCUCUUACGGGGGGCGCCACAGCGGCUUUGGCGCCCAGCGGGCCUAUGGUGGGUUCCAUGUCCGCCGUCCGCCCUGGUGAGGUGCGGGUGGAGGGGUUGCUGCCGGAGGGAGAGGACGACAGCGAAGAUGCGGGCGCACGCGAGCGGUUCCUGUGGGACUUGGGGGCAUGGCUGGAGGCGGCGGCAGCGCAUGCGGCGGAGCGCGAGGCAGCAGCGGCGCUUACAGCGGCGGCAGGGGCGCUGCAGCAGGUCGAGCCGGCUGCGUUGGCUCCGCCCACGGCUGCCUCCGCGGCCCCUGCCGGGGCCGACACCGGGGCCUCCGCCGCUCUUGGCGGCCCCCCGCAGCGGCAACCUCAGUGGCUGUUCCCGCAAUACCGCCAGUUCCAACACGGGUCCCACUUGCAGGAGCAGCAGCAGCAGCAGGAGUCGCCAGUGCAGCGGCUGGGCCCUAGUGUCUCCGAAAUAGAGGCCGCCAUGGACCCCAUGGACUUGGACAGCAACAACAACGGCGUCCUUGCCCCCCGUAGCGUGCCUGCGUCGCUGCCGGCGCUGCAGUCCACAGCAGCACAAGUCGCGGACCCCUCGCCCGCUGCGCCUGUGCUGCCUCCACUGUCCAUAAUUCCCGACGGUACUGGGCUGUUGGCAAGUACGACAGGAGGAGUCGCUUCACAGCCGCCGCCUCCUUCUCAGCCGCUGCAUCGAUCCGCGUUGGAGCUCCUGGGGUUUGCAUGCAGCCGUGGCUGGGCUGCAACCUCGACCCACAUCGUGUUGGGCCUUAUGGACAUGGGGCACUCCAUGGCGGCCAUUAACGCUGCCGUGCAGGCGGCGCAUGGGUGGUCAGCGCUGCACCUGGCGGCGGCGUCGGGCAGCGCGGAGCUGCUGGCGAUGAUGGCGUUGUGGCGGAGCUACGGGCGGUACGGCGAUAGUACGACGGUUCAGGAGGAAUGGCGGGCGAUGCUAGCUGCGCCGGGACCCGGUGGUCUCACCCCCCUGCACCUAGCGGCGGUCCUGCCGCAACCCGCCACUGCAGCCCUCGACCUGCUGUCGUCCAUGCCUGCGGAGACCCUGUCAACAUGGUUUGGAGCCACCGCGCACGACGGCUGCACCCCGGCGCACUACGCAUCCCGAGCGGGCAAUGCCCACCUGAAUGACCAUGCGCUGCUCUGCCUGGCAACCGGUGCCGCCGCUCUCGGGUACGGCAGCGCGCAGGAUCUGCCUGACGUAAUGUCGUACACGGAAGUAAACACGGAGGCGUUGGGCUUGGCUGCUGCGGAUUUGGAAUCCACGGAUCUGUCUUCUCGAGACGGCAGCGCCAACGGAAGCGGCAACGGAAACGGCAACGGAAACGGCGGUGUCAGCGGAGGCGCCGGUACGGCACUGCCGGAGGUGUCAGCUUCAGUGUCCACGUUGGGGUCGUCGGGUGACGGCGGCGGUGGCGGUGGCGGCGGCGGCAGUCUUCCCCAUGUUGGCGCAUGGCCGCUUUAUGCCGGCAGGAGCGGCUACCACCAUGCAGCAGCCGCGACGACCAGUGCGGCCGCCGCUGAGGCGCUUGCCACGUUUUCGCACUGGGGAAGUCCGAGUACCGGCAGCGGCAGCGGCGCCAGUCGCAUGCUGCCUUUGCAACCCUUUGCAGCGCGAACGGCGGCUCCGUCGACGGCUGGGCAUACAUCUGACACUCAUCGCACUCCCUCGCCCUCUGAUGGCAGCCAUCCGCCGGCGUCACCGCCGCCGCUGCUGGAGCGUGCAGCAGCCGCCACACGGGUCCUGGGUUCUGCUGCGGCUAAUGCCACCGCACGUAGCACCCCUGAGCAGUCCGUAUCGGCAGCCUCCGAAUCCUGGUACCCGCAGCGCCGCGCAACCUGGUUCAACCCAAGCCAGAUGGUGGCUGGGCUGUUGGACCGGGUUGGCUCCCCAGCCGUAUCGACCCGUGGAUCAGAUGAGCUCGCGAUCCCGGCAUGGCCCGGCCUCGCUGCUCCCUCGUUGCAGGGCCAAACCAGCCUGGGUCCAACCAGCGCAGUGCCUGUCGACCCAAGCUCCGAUCUUGCUCCUCCUCAACAACAGCAACUGCCGCCGCGGCCAUUGCAACCGCCAAGUCCCUUUACGGGCCCUGCUUUGGGACCCAUGACGAUAGAACAGGCACGCGAGGCAGCGGUGCGGCUGGCGGCGGCAUCCAUGCGCGCCGUGGCAUCUGCUCCGGAACCAGGGGCGUGGUUGGAGGCGGCCAGCGACAGCAUCGCCGCCGCUGCCGCCGGCGAGCGGGUCAGUCGUAGCGGUCCCCCAGGGGCGACGUCGCGUCUGCUGGCUGGGUUGGCUGCGGACCCUGCUGCUGCCGAGCUGGUUCAGCUGCAGGCGGAGGCACUGCGGCACCGGCAGCUGGUGCAGCUGAGGGUGCAGCAGCAGCUGCGGUUGAUGCAGCCUGCCGGGUACAUGCAGCAGGGGGUGGUCGUUCCCCUGCAGGGGCUGCAGCUGCAGCCGCUGCCGCUGGCGACAUCGCAACAGCCGCCGGAGCAGCAGCAGCAGCAGCGGAAUCCGCUGGUUUCCAUGUCCCAGCAGCCACCCGAGGAGCCGGUGGCAGUGGAGCUGCAUUACCCUGCGCAGCUGCAAAGGUACCAUGAGCCAGAGCAGGCAUUGCAGCAUCAGCACUUACCAGGUCAUCAUCAGCAGCAGCAAGGAACGCCGCUGGAUCUUGGUUUGCUGCCUGCCGUACCCAAUCAGCAGCUCCCGGGGGCUGUGCUGCUGCCAACGCGGCGGGAAGCUGGUGCCGGCGAAGAUGUGGGUAGCCGCGUCAGGACAGACGCGGGGGCAGCCUCGGCACAUGCAGUCCCGGAGGUGCUGCCGGGUGCGCAGGCGCAAGACGCCGCAUCACAGCCGGCGGCCGCAGCCGAGGCAGGGACACAGGGGCCCGCGGGGCGAGCUGCACAUGGGCUGCAGGGUGCGGAUGGGGGCUCAGCGGCGCUGUGGUUGCUGCCUGCGAGGAUGCGGUACGACAACGUUCUGCUUGCGGUGGCGGUGGCGGGACUUGCGGUGGCGCAUGCUGUGUUCCUGCCGCAGCUGAUCCUGCCCGUGGAUCCGUCCUCUUCAGCGGCGCGGCCGGUGUCGGCACUAGCCAUUUGGACCUGCAUGGCGGUGCUCUGGCCGCUGGUAUCGGCCUCAGCCUCAGUCAGGGUUCGUACCUUACGCGCGCCCCACCACCGCUUCAGCCUGGGUGUGUUCUCACAGCUGCUUGGAUCGCUGCUGCAUGCGGCACUUCUACACUACCGCCUUGCAUCGGGUCUUCCUUGCUGUCUGCUGCUUCCGCAUGCACCGCAGCUGCCGCCUGGGGGUGCGAUGAAUGGGCGCAUGCCGGUGUUGGCAGGCGCCGUGUCAGCGGAUGUGAUCACUGCCCUGCUGGUGGGACUAGUGGUGCAAUGGGUGAUUCACGGGCGUGACAGCAGUGCACAGAGGCGUUGAGGCCGCAUGCACCCAUGCGGCCUACCACCUUGGGCGCAUGGGCGCUGAAGGGUACUGAAGGGUACCGGGGGUUUGUACCAGAUGGGUGCUGAGGUGGAGGAGGAGGAGGAGGAGGAGGGAAAGGAGGAAGGAAAAGCGCUUAAAAGGGGGCCACAGGGCUCUCCCGCGAUCUGGUGAGGUAAGUUGAGACAGCGAACGAAAGAAAACCUUGAUGUGGAAUCUAUUUUUCAAGAUCCUACUACUGCGGAUGCGGUGGUUAGUUUGUCACCCUGCGUCGCACGCGUGGUACACAACGUUUGACGACGACGGCAGAUGGGAGCUGCGGUUUUUGAGAGUAGAGGAAGUGGCUUCUUGUGUGUGGUUGUUUGUACAAAACCGUGAUUGGUUUUGCGGUGGUGCUCGUUGUGUUUUUGUUUUGAUUUGUGCUUGUUGUCUCUCGUUUAAUGUUCCUUUUUUGUCCUUUAAGUCAGACGAUUGGAUUAUGUCAGUUCUAACGCCCUAAAACCAUGAACUGGUCUGGGAUACCGAAGAGUGCCGGAUGCCAAGAACAAACAUUGCGGGGGUUGUUACACUUUGGGUCAUAUCCGAUGAUUCUCCGGGAUCUGAUUUCGGCUUUUGUCACGUGAGGUGUUACGUUUGGUGUUGGGAGAGACAAAGCGAGGCCGUGGAGUGUAGCGAACCGCACAAUCUAGCCGGCAAACGUUCGGAACCCUGGGAGAAGGGGUCGCAAGGAGGAGACAAGUAUGGAUGUCUCUGGAGCCUCGUUUCGUCUAAAAAGCGAGGAUGGACGGUUACCUGCUGCGCGAACUGUUUCCUUCGUGUCCUUGAUAUUGUUGCUUGGAUGAGAUGUACCGAAGGGGUCCGAAAGAGCGGUUUGCGCGUAUCUUUGCCCGCUGCUACAGGGGCCUGUUUCCCGGCCCGGCUAUUUGCUGGGCCUGCUAAACUGGCGGGCUGUCAUUACUCUUGACGUCUCUCAGCUCAUCUUGUCCGCAUCUAGGCGGUUGGAAGGGGCACUGUGGUGUGUGCUGCGCCCUGCAAGUGGGAAUGAGAACUGUGGGCCGGCGGUAAUUGCAUUUGAUAGCGGUGUGCGUAACUGUCAGCUAGACAGCUGCCUUCUGGGGGCGCCCUGCAGAUUCUGGAUGGAUUUCUGCUUGCCUGCCUCGGUUUUCUGGGCAUGUGCUUUCUGAAUGCUGGCUUUUAUCUGAAGCCAAUAUAUUGAAGGGUCCGCUUUCAUGCCGGGAGUAAACGUCUUCGUGUUUUGGGUAAACGUGUCAAGUUCAGGGAAGGUCCUGUCCCGUACAAUUACAAAGCCAGAAAGGUUGUCAUGCCCCUUAGUCAGGCUUGGCAGUGGAAGGGAUGCGAGGUGUGACAGGGAGUAAGAGUGUUUAUUGGCAUGCCCGCUGUCCGUGGUAUGUGUUUUGUCAGGCUGCUUCUGUUGUUCGUCAUUUUUCGCCUGCUGCUGCUGCGGUUUUGCAUGCGACAGCAAGCGCGGUAGGUACGCAUGCGCUGUACGGUAAUGAUGUGAGGGUUUCCUGUGUUGUUGUGGCAUGCCAUUGUGGGAGUGUGUUACACUUGUCAAUUGGCCGCAAAACGGAUAGUGGCGAGUUGUUGUUGCUGUAGGAGUGCUGUAGGUGAGUUAGCGACUCAAUCUGGCUGUUGGCUGCUACCGCAAAGGGGCCCCUUGUUGGCCCCUGACAUGCGGACCCAUGUGCACUUGGAUAGGUAGCAAGCGGCUGGUGGGGUGGGGUUUUACUUUUGGAACGCACUUGCGUAUGGCAGGUGGGUGCGGCCUCUUUUGCUGCGAUGGCUGCUGCUAUGGCCGGCAGUGGGGCAGUUGUUGCUUGUACUCUCUGAGGCUGCUUUGGGCCGGGAUAGCGCCUUGGCAUGGAGUGGAUAGAGGUGGAGGAGGCGAGUGUUAGCAAAAGCGGAUAUGGGUGUGGGCGGGUUUGGGAUUGGAUGGGCCGCAAUACCGGUACGCCUAGUAUUCAGGAAGGAUUUGCACUGGCGCGUUCAGGGCGGCGCGGGUUAGGGUUAGGGUCGCGAAGUUCAGGGUUCGGGAACAUUGUGUCAGUGAAUUGGGGAAUGUGUUUGAAGUAAGAGGCGCUAGGGUCUUGGGGGACACACCCUGUGGUGGUUUUGGUGUGGUUUCGGGGCGUCCAAGGUGGGUGCUUGAGGCGACAUGCGGGCGCACAUACGGAGCCGGGGGACAAAACCCGAGACAGUGGAGAGCGCCUACCCGAGUAUCGUGCACAGGCGCAACCGGGUUAUGCGAGGAUGGUGUGCGCUGCGGUUGCCGAUGUGAAGCACCCUUAAGAAGAGUCAAGUGGUCAAGUUUGGCUGGGGAAAUGUAGGGGAGAGGUGGUCAGUAAGCCGUUCCUGGGGGCUUCCUAUGUUGGAGAGAGUGCCGAUUGUGGGAGACACGUAUUUACCACCUGCACCCCCGUCUCCUGCCUGCUCUAGAUCACACAUGCAGAUGAUGCUGUUUGGGGUAGUCCAUUCAUUCCUGAAAUGCGCAGUUUCCCGUGGUUACGAGAGUAUUCGGUUGCUCGGCUAUUUGCUUUGACCCUUGCGAUGGCGUUUGGAACAGGCACUUCGGAAGGAUGGAAUUGCGAUGCGUGUGGUUGUGUUCCAAUGAAGGAGUGACUUUAAAGAGCCCUGGGGCCAUCAUGUCACAUGAUUAGGUGGCCGGCGAUGCUCGAUUAGCUACAUCCUUCUUCCGGAAGCCGGGAUGGAGAUCUGCUGUGUCAUUCUUUCUUGAAUUGGAGAUGUGUCACAUAUGUACCCAUAGCAAUUGCGAAUGGGUGGUGGUUGGGGCAAGGCGGUUAGCACAUGCUAACACGGGUCGUUUUCCACUAUUACUAAGAGGCACGGACUCUUGCGCCGUCCGCAAUUCUUUACGGUUCGCUGUCAUACUUUCACGUGAGGGGGAGGUACCAUUGAAUCCUUUAAUUCCCAAGACGUAACAUGGCCGUUCCGUCAAGCUGCGGCAUUGCGCAGGGCAUUGGUGCGGGUAACUAAACGGGAGCCAGGUUGCGUUUGCAGGCUCAAGCUUACCGAUGCUUUCACUGCUGUCGUUGUUGUUGCUCAGACCGCAUAUGCCCCAAUAAGCCUGGCGUUGGCGUGGCGACAAACGCCUCCUGCCACGUUGCUUGGUUUGGCAGCAACCUUGCUCCUUGUCUUGUAGCCACGUGUGCAAUUUUCCCGAUUUGUGUUGGUUAUAAUGAUUUCGAGUCAUUUCACGAGUGGCGGAGGAGUCGGCGGUGUGCUGGUCACAAUAUGUUGUUGGAAGGGAGCAAGGAAAGAAACGCCUUGUGUGCGGGGCUGCCGACAUCUAUGACGCCGAUAUAUCUAUGUCCCAAGACGUCAAGUGUGUUCCCAGCGUGUGGGUGUGCAGUGUGUGCGUCGCUGGGGCGGCUAGGCUGGGGCGGAAGGUCCUCUGCUGUCUCGGCGCUGAGCUAGCUGUUGCAGGGGUGUUAAGAAAACUGGCCGCGAGUAGGAACGUACGUGCAUGUGUGUGCACGUGAGCAGAAUCCAAUACGUGGACGUUGCCGUCAAGUGUGACAACGUACACGAGUGUAAGUGGUUCACUACUUCGAAAGGAUUUGAAUUGUAACCUUGGGAGUGUUCGUA
This is a messenger RNA of Astrephomene gubernaculifera, 8668 nucleotides long. NCBI's taxonomy places the organism in Eukaryota, Viridiplantae, Chlorophyta, Chlorophyceae, Chlamydomonadales, Astrephomenaceae. The record is from the annotation of a GenBank genome assembly.